Messenger RNA from Cygnus atratus (black swan), 5187 nucleotides. It is a transcript of the gene ADAMTS13, whose product is annotated as ADAM metallopeptidase with thrombospondin type 1 motif 13. Lineage: Eukaryota; Metazoa; Chordata; Aves; Anseriformes; Anatidae. Gene Ontology annotation, cellular component: extracellular matrix. The record is from RefSeq and is a predicted model, not a curated record. The coding region runs from base 1 to 4395 and encodes 1464 amino acids. The transcript is spliced from 30 exons. Gene Ontology annotation, biological process: extracellular matrix organization; proteolysis. Gene Ontology annotation, molecular function: metalloendopeptidase activity.
AUGAUCAUCAGCUUGAUGAUCCGAGCUCUCAUGAUGUUCCCUCUGGGAUUUUGUUGGCCGUCCAUUCUCCAAGAGAAAUUUCUCAGAGCUUUGGAUCCGGAAGAUAUUUUCUCUUAUUUUGGAACCAGCUCAGUGUCUGAUGUACCCGAGUUUGUGGUUGCUCAGCCAACUUGCCCUUGUAAAGAAGAGCACAUUGGGCUGACAUGUCGAAUUCAACAUUGCUCCAUUAAGGCUUGGGGAGAAGUCUAUGCCUUUGAAUUUCUAGAGGACCAUGCCCUCGUUUCUUCUUCCUUUGUGAUCAAUCAAAUGGUGAACUCUUCUUUUAGCGUACUGAAGCAAUUCUCAGGCAACUGCUUUGCAGGUGGAAAACCAUCGCUACCUCCUGGGGCUGAGUGUAGAGUCACUUACUGUGAAGGGCAGCUGCAAGGAGUCGUCAUUACAGAUGAAGAAAAGAUUCACAUCAGGCCUGUCAGAAACAAAGAUAUGGCCCUGCUGAAGGAUCUUGGCUUCUCCAGUCCCCACAUUCUCUUCAGAAGUGCCAGAGUAGAAUCAAAUACAGCAAGAGCAGGGCAGUUUCCUUCUCGCCUGCAGAAGAGGGCUGAGGGAGCUGUCAAACAUCUGGAGCUGAUGGUCGUAGCAGGUCCCGACGUUUACUUGCACCACAAAGAGGACACGGAGCGAUAUAUUCUUGCAAACCUGAACAUUGGGGCAGAGCUGCUGCGAGAUGCCUCACUGGGUGGUCAUUUCAGGGUUCAUUUGAUGCAAGUGCUUGUUUUGAGAGAACCGGAGGUGGAUGUAAACAUCACAACGAAUAUCACCUCUUCACUAAUCAGUGUUUGCGAGUGGAGCAAGAAGGUCAACCCCCAGAAUGACUCUGAUCCCCGGCACGCUGACAUUGUGCUGUAUGUGACCAGGUUUGAUCUGGAGUUACCUGACGGGAACAAGGAGCUACGUGGAGUGACUCAGUUAGGGGGAGUCUGCUCCUCCUCCUGGAGUUGCAUUAUUACUCAGGACACCGGCUUUGACCUGGGAGUCACCAUAGCCCAUGAGAUUGGGCACAGCCUUGGAAUCCCCCAUGAUGGUGAGGGGAAUCAGUGCAGCAGCAAUGGUUACAUCAUGGGUUCAGCAGGAAACCACAGUAGCAUUGACCUUGCCUGGUCCCAGUGUAGCCGAGAAGAAUUCCUGGCCUUCGUCAGCACAGGCCAAACAAACUGCUUAAAUGACCUGCCGGACAUGGACGGCAGCAUCCCUGGAUGGAAGCCUGGCUUAUACUAUGGAGCAGAUGAGCAAUGUAAAAUAGCCUUUGGGAGUGUUGCAACCGCAUGCACCUUUGCUGACAGCAAUGUUGACAUAUGUAAAGUUCUCUCAUGCCACGUACAACCAGGAGACAAAUCCAGUUGUACUCGGCUUCUUGUUCCCCUCUUGGAUGGUACAGAGUGUGGAAUCAAUAAGUGGUGCUUCAAGGGACGGUGCAGCUCUCUGGAAGAACUGAACCCCAUGGCUGUAGUCCAUGGGCAGUGGUCCAGCUGGAGCCCCUUUUCCUCCUGCUCCCGCAGCUGUGGAGGUGGAGUUGUGAUAAGGCAGAGGUUCUGUAACAACCCCAGGCCUGCUUUUGGGGGACAGGAGUGCCAGGGCAGCAGCAUCCAAAUGGAGAUGUGCAAUACUCAGGCCUGUUUGACGACCCAGCAGGACUUUAUGGCUGAGCAGUGUGCAGCAACAAAUUUAAAGCCGCUGUAUCUCACCAAAGAAGUGCCAUCCUUUUAUACUUGGACUUCUGCUGUUGGCUUUGCCAAAGGGGACAUGCAGUGCAAGCACAUGUGCAGGGCCAUUGAAAAUGAAUUCAUGGUAAGCCGUGAAGACAGUUUCAUAGAUGGAACCAGAUGCGAGCAGGAAAACUCUGAACACAAUGGAGCUUUCAGUCUGUGUGUAAUGGGAAGCUGCAGAGCAUUCGGGUGUGAUGGCCGGAUGGACUCCAAGAAGAUGAUGGACUCUUGCAGGGUCUGUGGGGGCGAUAACUCCACUUGCACCAAAGUGAGCGGAUCUUACACAGAAGGAAAAGCUAAAGACUAUGUUACAUUUUUGUCCCUGCCUUAUAACACCACCUUGGCCCAUAUUAUCAAUCAGAGACCACUCUUCACACAUUUGGCUGUGAAGGUUAAAGGUGAGUAUGUGGUUGCUGGAAAGGGAAAAAUCUCAUUGAAUGUCACCUAUCCAUCGGUUCUGGAGGACAGACAGAUCAAAUACAAAGUGUUUCUCACCGAGAACAACCUGCCAAGCCUGGAGGAAGUCCAUGUGGAUGGGCCAACCCAAGAAGAGAUUGAAAUACAGGUUUAUAGAAGGUAUGGGAAAGAAUAUGGCAAUGCCACCAACCCAGACAUCACCUACAGCUACUUUGUGCCAAAAGAGAAUCAGACAUAUAUGUGGAUUCCUCAACAGGGGUCAUGUUCAGUGACUUGUGGGGAAGGGACACGACCAGUGAAUCACGUGUGUUUUGACCAGACAAAGAAUGAAGCAACAGAGGAUCAGUUGUGCCUGGAAUUCCCACAACCCCUUUCAAGGCACGAACCCUGUGCCAUGGAACCAUGCCUGUACAGGUGGAAGAUAUCUCAGACAAAUGAAUGCUCUGCUGUCUGUGGAACCGGCAUUGCACAGCAGAAUCUGACCUGUGUUCAGCUUCAUAAGGGGAUGGAGACUGUUGUGGAUGACAGCUUAUGUCCAGCAGAAGAAAAACCCCUCUCCGUUGUGCCGUGUGUGGUUAAUGUCUGCCCUUUGGGCUGGGACAAAGAGGAAGACACACACUUGCUUCAGACUCUGGAGUCACUUGGACAUAUCCAACUGGAAAAUCAGACUGUGUAUGUCUGGAGCCCUCUAGCUGGAGAGUGUUCAGUGUCCUGUGGUAGAGGUGAGACUCAGAUACAGUAUGUAUGUGUAGCUUUUGACACCAAAGAAAAAAUCCAAGAAGAAAAUUGUCAUCCAGUGCCAAAGCCAGAGAGCAGGGUGGAAGUCUGCAAUCUCGGUCCCUGCCCACCAAGGUGGCAUUACAAAAUGGGCUCAUGCAGUGCAAGCUGUGGAGGAGGUGUGAUGCACAAGGUCCUCUACUGUGCAAGGGAAACCGGGGAGAAGGCAGAAGAGAUCAUGGCAGACACCCAGUGUGAUGGUUUGCCUCGCCCAAAGGAGCAGGAGCCAUGUAACUUGGAGCCGUGCCCCCCAAGAUGGAAGACAAUCCCGGCUGGCCCGUGUUCCUCCAGCUGUGGGCUUGGCUUAGCUUUUCAGCUGGUCACCUGUGUGCAGGUUCACCAAGGCAAAGAGAUUUUGCUGGAGGAACAUUCAUGUCCUGUGUCAGAGAAGCCCCUUACCAGCAUCCCCUGUGUCAUCCGAAGGUGCUCUUACGAAUGGAGCUUCAGUGAAUGGACAGAGUGUUCAACUUCAUGUGGGAAUGGUGUUCAGACACGGCAGGAUUUCUGCCUCAACCCGCUAACCCGUAAGCACGUGAACCCCAUCUUCUGCAGGCACUUCCCCAAGGCCAUCGUGCUACGUGGCUGCUUCGCAGGGCCCUGUCCUGAGCAGGUGGUGGGGACCAGGUCCCAUGGAGCAGAGCUGCAGACAGUGACACCAGCCAUGCAUCCUACGACAGCUGCAACCGUUGAAAGGGAGAGAUAUAAGGACCUGGAUCUUCCUCCUUCUGCCGUGCCAGCUGUCCCUCAGGAGCAGACGGAGACCAGUGGAGGUGUCUGUGGAAAGCUCUUUCUUAAUGCCACUGGGGUCAUCAACAUGACAGGUGUAGACAGAAGUGAGUGCACUGUGGCCAUUGGACGUCCUCUAGGGGAGGAGAUAACACUCAGCGUUCUGGAGAGCUCCCUGAACUGCAGUGCAGGUGAAGUCGUGUUGUUUUCUGGGCGAAUGAUGUGGCGGACAGGCUGCAGGAAGCUCCCUUUGUCACUGAUAAAUUCCAGAACAAAUACAUUGAUUGUGAAACAGCGUGUUUUGCUGCCAGGAAAUGGUGUUGUUCUUCAGUACAACAGCAGAAAUGCAACUAAAAAAUAUUACCAAGACUGUGACAAGCAGCUGUUUGGUCCCCGAGGUGAAAUAGUGAAUCCUGUGCAGUCACCUGGUCAAAGGCAUGAAGCAGUGUGUCGGACCUUCAUUAAUGUGGCUCCUCAGCAUCGCAUAGCUAUCCGAGCCCUGUAUAUUGACCUGGGCAGUGAGAACAACCAAACCCAGUUUAAUUACAUCCUGAUCCGUGACGUAAGCACCAUGAAGACAAUGGUGUUUCAUGGGAGACAGCAAUUCUUCUGGCAAUCAACAGGAAGCCAAGCUGAAAUUGAAUUUCACGAAAACGUUAAGGAACACCGAACCAGUUUCUGGGCUGAAUAUCAUGCUGCUGAACCCAAAUAAAAGGGGAAGAAAGGCUGUGCUCGAGUUAGUCACUGCUGCCUGCUCACUGCUAGAGGUCACACAAGUCAUUUAACCUUUUUGCAAUUGCUUCCCCGUCUACUGAGUGAGAACAGUAAUAUCUACUGACUCUGCUGGGAUCUCAGUUAACACAUACAGAGUUUAUGCAAAAGACACGCAACUACCAAAUAUUUAGCAAAUAGUCCUCAUACAGACCUAUCUGUGUUGACUGGUAUUAAUGCAGUGUCUGCAAUUAGUGUCUUGGACAUUGAGGUCUCAGGGUCCUGCUUCUGUUAUAUGCUGUGACCUUUUAGGAUGAUCACUUUAUUUCUCAGUGUCGCCUUAGAAACCUCUGUAUAGCACAAGUAGCUAAGAUUAUGGUUUAACAAUUAAAUUCACUCCCCUGCAGUGGAAAAGCCCGUUAAAAUGAGGCACAUUGAAAUUCUGGGAAAUUAUAAAGAAAGCAAAGAUGUGUAGGGCAGCGGGCUUUAAGAACAAGAGGACUAGACAAAUGUAUGAGGGCAAGUCGGUUUCUUAGCCCAGAAGGGUAGUGCAACACUAGGACAGGUCACCUGGAAUGCUGAUGGAAUUGCCAUCCUCAAAUGUCUUCAGGACUUUGCUAGACCAAUGCGUGGCCGGCCUGGUCAAGCACUGGUGACAGUUGGCUUUGUAGGGAGGAAUAAAUGACUUCCCGAGGUCCCUCCCCAGCCGUCACGGCUGCGGUUCUGUUACUGCAUGUCUGACGGUGAUACCAGUACUUCUUUUCUAUGGGAAAAAUAAAAGAAUUCUGUCUCU